Messenger RNA from Anoplopoma fimbria (sablefish), 5805 nucleotides. RefSeq names its product thrombospondin 1b (gene thbs1b). Gene Ontology annotation, molecular function: protein binding; calcium ion binding. The transcript has 23 exons. Gene Ontology annotation, biological process: cell adhesion; negative regulation of angiogenesis. Bases 228 to 3737 code for a protein of 1169 amino acids. Gene Ontology annotation, cellular component: extracellular region. The record is from RefSeq and is a predicted model, not a curated record. NCBI's taxonomy places the organism in Eukaryota, Metazoa, Chordata, Actinopteri, Perciformes, Anoplopomatidae.
CGGCCGAUACCAGCGGAGGACAAGAUUUUCGAACAAGAAAAAUAAACACGCAAGAUUUUAUUAUUUCCCUUCUUUUUUUUUUUUUACGGUGGAACUUUUUUUAUUUGAAAUAACUCACCCUAAAAUUCACUCUUGAGGAUUAUUGCUGGAUUUCUAAAUAAUUUGCAGGAUUUUAUCACGUCUGCUCUGCUGAUUUCGUGAAGCAGGCAGCAGGUUGGUGCCUCACCAUGAAGCUGACAGGACUGUUUCUGCUGUUGAUGCUUUGGAGCUGCGAGAGCGCGCGAGUCGCAGAGAGUCGAGACGACAAUAGCGUGUUUGACUUGUUCGAUCUCGUCCAAGUCCCGAAGAACAAGCACGCGGUCACCCUGGUAAAGGGAGACGACCCGUACAGCCCCGCCUACAAGAUCCUCAACCCGGACCUGAUCCCCCCGGUCUCCGAGAGCCACUUUCGGGACCUGAUCGAUUCCAUCCACGCCGAGAGGGGAUUCCUCCUGCUGCUCAACCUCAAGCAGUUCAAGCACACCCGGGGCAGCCUCCUGACCGUGGAGAAGCGGGACGGAUCCGGACCCGUGUUCGAGAUCGUCUCCAACGGCAAGGCGAACACCUUGGACAUAGUCUUCUCCACCGAGAACAAGCAGCAGGUGGUUUCCAUUGAAGAUGUGGACCUGGCUACGGGCCGAUGGAAGAACAUCACGCUGUUCGUGCAGGAGGACCGUGCGCAGCUGUACGCGGGGUGCGAGGAGGUGAACACCGCCGAGCUGGACGCGCCCAUCCAGAGCAUCCUGACGCUGGAGACCCCGGCCACCGCGCAGCUCAGGAUCGGCAAGGGAGCCGUGAGGGACAGGUUCAUGGGGGUCCUUCAAAACGUGAGGUUUGUGUUUGGAGCAUCGCUGGAAGCCGUCCUCCGCAACAAAGGAUGCCAAAGCUCCUUGACGACUGACUCUAUGAUCCUGGAGAACCUCAAUGGCUCUUCAGCCAUCAGAACAGAGUACACUGGACACAAGACUAAAGACCUGCAGAUGGUCUGUGGCUUCUCCUGCGAUGACCUGGUCAGUAUGUUUAAGGAGCUGAAGGGCCUCGGUGUGGUGGUCAAGGAGCUGUCCAAUGAACUCCGCCAGCUGACGGAUGAGAACAAGCUGAUCAAGACCCACAUUGGCAUUCACAGUGGCGUCUGCCUCCACAACGGCAUCGUGCACAAGAACAGAGACGAGUGGACCGUCGACGACUGCACCGAGUGCACUUGUCAGAAGUCUGCUACCGUGUGCCGCAAGAUCUCCUGCCCCCUGAUCCCCUGUGCUAAUGCUACUGUUCCCGAUGGAGAGUGCUGCCCACGCUGUGGAACACUGAGCGACUAUGCAGAAGACGGCUGGUCGCUGUGGUCUGAAUGGACCCAUUGUUCCGUGACGUGUGGGCGGGGCAUCCAGCAGCGCGGGCGCUCUUGCGACCGUAUCAAUAACAACUGCGAGGGUACCUCUGUGCAGACCCGCGACUGCUACCUCCAGGAGUGUGACAAGCGAUUCAAGCAGGACGGCAGCUGGAGCCAUUGGUCACCCUGGUCAUCCUGCUCCGUCACUUGUGGUGCUGGAGUCAGAACCUGCAUCCGCCUCUGCAACUCCCCCACCCCUCAGCUUGGAGGAAAGGACUGUGAGGGAGAGGGCCGGCAAACCGAGAAGUGUCAGAAAUCUCCGUGCCCCAUCAAUGGCAACUGGGGACCCUGGUCACCAUGGGAUACCUGUACUCUUACCUGUGGAGGUGGUGUCCAAACUCGUAAACGUCUGUGCAAUGACCCUGCACCAAAUUACGGUGGCAAAGAGUGUGUCGGUAAUGCCAAGGACAACCAGUUGUGCAACAAGAAAGCCUGUCCAAUUGAUGGGUGCCUGUCUAACCCCUGCUUUGCGGGAGCCAAGUGCACCAGUUUCCCUGAUGGUUCCUGGAAGUGUGGAAAGUGUCCAGCUGGCUACACUGGCAAUGGUAUCAAGUGUAAAGAUGUAGAUGAGUGCAAGGAGGUCCCAGAUGCUUGCUUUGAGUUAAAUGGUGUGCACCGCUGUGAGAACACCGAUCCUGGCUACAACUGUCUGCCAUGCCCUUCUCGCUACUCAGGACCCCAACCGUUUGGCAGAGGUGUGGAGCAGGCUACUGCUAAGAAACAGGUGUGCACGCCUCGUAAUCCCUGCCUCGAUGGAAGCCAUGACUGCAACAAAAACGCCCGCUGCAACUACCUCGGACAAUUUGCCGAUCCCAUGUACCGCUGCGAGUGCAGGCCAGGCUAUGCUGGCAACGGCCAUAUCUGUGGAGAAGACACAGAUCUGGAUGGAUGGCCCAACGCUGACUUGGUGUGUGUGGAGAACGCCACCUACCACUGCAAAAAGGACAACUGUCCCAACCUUCCCAACUCUGGGCAGGAAGAUUACGAUAAGGACGGCAUUGGAGAUGCUUGUGACAAUGAUGAUGACAAUGAUGGCAUUCCUGAUGAUAGGGACAACUGUCCAUUCGUGUACAACCCCAGGCAGUAUGACUACGACCGCGAUGACGUGGGCGACCGCUGUGAUAACUGCCCCUACAAUAGUAACCCAGACCAAACAGACACAGACAAUAAUGGAGAGGGAGAUGCCUGCGCUGUGGACAUUGAUGGAGAUGGCAUACUGAAUGAAAAGGACAACUGCCCCUAUGUGUACAAUGUCGACCAGAAAGACACAGAUCUGGACGGAGUGGGUGACAUGUGUGAUAACUGCCCGCUGGAACAUAAUCCUGAUCAGGUGGAUUCAGAUGACGACCGCGUGGGAGACAAGUGCGACAGUAACCAGGACAUCGAUGAAGAUGGACACCAGAACAACCUGGACAACUGCCCGUACAUCCCUAAUUCCAACCAGGCUGACCAUGACAAGGAUGGCAAGGGAGACGCCUGUGACCACGACGACGACAAUGACGGCAUCCCCGACGAAAAGGACAACUGCAGACUGGCCUUCAACCCUGACCAGCUGGACUCUGAUGGUGAUGGCCGGGGAGAUGCUUGUAAAGACGACUUUGACCAAGACAACGUGCCUGACAUCUACGACGUGUGCCCAGAGAACUUCGACAUUAGUGAGACAGACUUCCGCAAGUUCCAGAUGGUUCCUCUCGACCCUAAAGGCACCUCGCAGAUUGAUCCUAACUGGGUCGUCCGCCAUCAGGGCAAAGAGCUGGUACAGACUGUCAACUGCGACCCUGGCAUCGCUGUUGGUUACCACGAGUUCAAUUCAGUGGACUUCAGUGGGACUUUCUUCAUCAACACAGAAAGGGACGAUGAUUACGCAGGCUUUGUGUUCGGCUAUCAGUCCAGCUCCAGGUUCUAUGUGGUGAUGUGGAAGCAGAUAACUCAGACAUACUGGUCGAAUAAACCCACCAAGGCCCAGGGCUACUCAGGCCUGUCCAUUAAAGUGGUUAACUCCACCACUGGCCCAGGAGAGCACCUCAGGAAUGCCCUCUGGCACACAGGAAAUACCCCAGGACAGGUCCGCACUCUCUGGCAUGACCCUAAGAACGUUGGAUGGAAAGACUUCACCGCCUACAGAUGGCAUCUGAUCCACAGACCGAGAACUGGACUCAUUAGAGUUGUGAUGUACGAGGGCAAGAAGAUCAUGGCAGAUUCUGGUAGCAUCUAUGACAAGACAUAUGCCGGCGGCAGGCUAGGUCUUUUUGUCUUCUCACAAGAGAUGGUAUACUUCUCAGACCUCAAGUAUGAAUGCAGAGAUGUUUAAAUGCACGGCGCAGGAAGCUCUGAGGAAUGCACCUUUUUUUGUACAAAGUAUGAACUUAUGUAUUCUGAUGCAAAGUCCAGGGACCGAUUUAUCUCCGCAAACUCUUUUUCCUGUGACACGCACACUUGGAUGAGGCCAAGGGGCAUGUGGUCAGCCUCAGGGUCACUUGAAGCUGGUUCGGGUAGAGCACCAACCGGUUGACUGCCAGUUGAGGAUCAGAGAGCCCCUUCCUCCUCCACCCUUAAAAUCUACGAGAGCAGGGAGAGCUGGGGAAGAAAAAAAGAAAACAAGCCCUCUAGCUUUGCCAGUAGGACACAAACACCUUUCUAUUCCAGCCCUGCCUGCUUUCUCGCUCUCUGAAAGACCUCAUUCAUCUCUGUGCGGGAAUGGCUCCCCAUAGACAACUAUGCACUUCCAAGCCUUUACAUCUCUCUCUCUCUCUUUUUCUGUCUCACCUCUUCAGCCUGUGUGCCUUUCUACCUUACCUUCUGGAUGGACAUCCCAAAGAAAAAAAAAAAAAAAAAAAAAAAAAAAAAAAACUGAUGAUAUAUUCCUUUUGCUUUACCAGAUCUGCCUGGUUGUAGAUUCUGAAUGACAGAACUUUUGAGGACUCAGAGGAUGAAUACAGCAAAAACAUUUUUUAGGUCUCUUGGUUAUUGAGGACUAAAGGAAACUGUUGUGAGUAGAGUGAGUUAGAAAUAAUGGGAACAUGAUGGUGUGGAUGUUUGUGGUCAUGCAUGUACUGUAUGUGAAAGACUGGAACAAGAAAGUGCUUUACUCAUCUCCCUAAGAAUCUCUGCAGAGGAGCGAAAUACAAACAAUUAAAUUGAGGUUAGCUAUCUUUUGAACUUACAAGUAUCAUGGGCUAUGUGGAUGCUGGUGUCUUGUUGACCAAGCAACUCUCAGGGUGAGAUGGAAGUGAUGAGCUUCCCAUAUGAAGCCAGUAAGAAAAGGUAUAUGAGGAUUAAGUUUUACAGAAAAUUGCUAAAGCCAGUGUUCCCUCCAAAAUACUCCCCAUCUUACAUCAAAACCUUGGUCAUUGAAGAGAUGUAUCUCCCUCAAUUUCAGAGGGGUUUCAAUUUGAAAUUAUGUAAAUACACGUAAUUGAUUGACUCUCGCCUACAAUGUAGGCAGCGAAAUAAAUUUGAAUGAUUUGAAAAAGUGAGAAAAAAAUUCAUACAACAUUGCAGUGAAAACUGAUCCAAAAUCAGGUACAGUGAGUGUCUAUUAUCUCCCCCAAAACAAAGUGAAUUAGGCUUUCUUCAGAUAGGGCUUUUGAGCAUGAAGUGUAUGUGACUUUUGUGCCUUUUCUUCAGAGAGAGAUGAAAAACAAAGGAAAUCUUUGAUGUACAAAUAUUACCUCAUAGCUGUUGUAUAAUUUGAUCAAACAAAAACACAACCGAGUACUUUAUCAAAUUCCUUUAAGAAGAUGGACAUCUUAGUGCCACUGUAGCAUGACCUGUAAAUAGUAUGACACUUCAUAUCUAAAAACACAACAAGCUCCCAAUCCCGUGAUCUACCCCAGAGAAGAGAACAGUAAAAUGGGAGAUUUCUUUUUUUAUAUAAAUAAAUUUGCUCUAUCAUGUAUGUCCAGUGCUGUUUUUAGCAGAUAAAUUAUUGUCUUAGCUGUUUGUGAGAGGUUGAUUUGUGUGUGUGUGUGUGUGUGUGUGUGUGUGUGUGUGUGUGUGUGUGUGUGUGUGUGUGUGUGUGUGUGUGUGUGUGUGUGUGUGUGUGUGUGUGUGUGUGUGUGUGUGUGUGUGUGUGUGUGUGUGUGUGUGUGUGUGUGUGUGUGUAGAUAAAUGCUAUUUAAAUAAUUUAUCAGGAUUUGUUGGCUUCCCAAAGGCCACGCGUCCAUCUGUAUAAACGGUUUGCACACUGACGUGAGGAUGUUCUGUUCUUUAUCGUUUUUACCUUCUUUGUUAUUGUGUAUCUAUGUUACCAUUAUUUUUGUACAAUUAGUUUUGCUUGUCUGUAAACAUUUUUCUUAGUUGUACAAAGCAAAAAUGCUGUUUUUAUUCAUAGCGAUUAUUUUGUUACAUACUUCAAGACAAUAAAUAGUUCUUAAAAU